AGCUGCAGGCUAAUCAGUGAGAUUAAAAGUUUUUUUUAUUUGCUCUGGUAUCAAAUUAGUUUUAAUUACCAUUUCCAAAACCGAAGGUCGCUCCUCAGAUUAGUGUCAGUUUCUACGCAUUCGUUCCGUGCAGUAUUGAGACUCCUUACAGGGAAGCAAAAUUGCGUAGGAGAACAGCAUCAACAAAGGGUAGACGUCUGGGCGACUAGUGAUAUUGAUUAACUAUUCUGGAGUGGGGUCUGUUCAGGAAAGCCAAAUUUUAGGGUUGACAUCUAUAGAAGGGAAGAACAGCAUCAGUAAAAGGCAGACGUCUGUGCGACUUGGGCCAGUUUGCGUAGUCAAUUUCGUAGGGAAGAAAGAGUGAUUCAUCAAAAUGGUCAAGUUAUACUCUAUGAGUGUGUUCUACAAAGCGCCGAAUGAGGCACGUCUGCUGAAAUCAGCCUACGAUCUGCAGAGUUUCUCAUUUUUCCAGAGAGGAUCUGUUCAGGAAUUUAUUAGUUUUGCCAGCAAAACACUAGUCGAACGCACGCAGGCGGCCACCCGUCAGUCAGUGAAGCAGGACGUGUACAUGUGUCACGUGUACGUCCGAGCGGACAGUUUAGGUGCCGUGCUGAUAUCCGAUCAUGAGUAUCCACAUCGUGUGGCGCACACUUUGCUGACCAAAGUGCUUGACGAUUUCAGCGCAAAGGUUAGCAAAGAGCAGUGGCCUACCGGCAGUGAAUCUUCUGUCGAUUUUCCUACGCUGCCCGCUUUACUGACGAAGUAUCAGGAUCCACGCGAAGCGGACGCCCUAACCCGAAUGCAAGAGGAUUUGGACGAAACAAAAAUAAUCCUUCGCAACACUAUAGAAGCCGUCCUGGAGCGUGGGGAAAAACUUGACGAUUUGGUCUACAAAUCCGAGUCGCUUUCAAUACAGAGCAAAGCAUUCUAUAAAACGGCGAAAAAGACCAACUCAUGCUGUAACUUUGGCUAGGCUCCGACGCACCACAAGGAGAAAAAAUUUCAACCCACCAGCGCAUGCUUACUACGGCUAGACGGUUUUCGUUGGACGCGAUAUCGGGUGCCUGCCACCGUUACGGGGUUAUUAGCUUGUAAUAGUUAGGUUUUUAUUUUACCAAACGCUGUCUGUCCGUGUACUGCUGUAUGAAGGGCUUCGUAGGGUAUCUUCUGUAGAAGCCGUCGUUUAAAUAUUCCUCAUAAAGACCUAACCACUAUGUAUUGAAAAGAUUAUGAUCGGGAGAACACAUUCUGCUUAUGUACUGCUGAUAUUUUGAGCGCUUGUUUUAUUGUUUGUAAUAAGGAUGAUAUUGAAAUUUUAACUAUAUUUUUUGUUUUGAUUCAGCAAAAUUGUUUUAGCCAAAUUUAGGACAUAAAAUUAGCUCUAGAACGCAUUCCCUGCUUAUUAGAAACCAAGCGGAGCCUAACUUUAAAAAAAAUGGGAUUUGAAUGACCUCCAAUAAACAGUGGAUGUAGUCUAAAACCCUUCCUUGAUUAAAAAAACAUGUCGACCAGCUGUAUCAGUGUUAUUGUAAAACUAUUUGUUCAACAUUGCAAUAGCCUUAUAAUUUUUCGUGCUAUUUAGGAGCAUUAUUAAAAAAGCGUCGAUAUAAAUAUAAAGAGUACUCUGGGCGUAACGUGCAACAAGAUGCACGCACCCUGUUAACAAGAAAAACAAUACCCAAAAUGUAACAAUAAACAUAAUUUUAGUGUGAAUAUUCAACGUUACUACUGUGAGACAAAUAAAUGCAUCAU
Molecule: messenger RNA, 1752 nt
Organism: Sabethes cyaneus
Lineage: Eukaryota; Metazoa; Arthropoda; Insecta; Diptera; Culicidae
Gene: Ykt6
Product: synaptobrevin homolog YKT6
Exons: 4
Coding region: 374-973 (199 amino acids)
Biological process (GO): endoplasmic reticulum to Golgi vesicle-mediated transport
Cellular component (GO): Golgi apparatus
Molecular function (GO): SNAP receptor activity
Source: RefSeq, a predicted model, not a curated record